This is a messenger RNA of Eremomyces bilateralis CBS 781.70, 1407 nucleotides long. RefSeq lists its product as uncharacterized. Gene Ontology annotation, biological process: biosynthetic process. The transcript has a single exon. The record is from RefSeq and is a predicted model, not a curated record. The annotation marks the transcript as partial. Lineage: Eukaryota; Fungi; Ascomycota; Dothideomycetes; Eremomycetales; Eremomycetaceae. Gene Ontology annotation, molecular function: catalytic activity.
CAUGGCAAUCAUAGAUGAAAAUCCACGGACUCUCCGAGACUACGUCGACAAUGCAAGUUAUGGCACCCUCAUGGACUUCCAGCAUGAUGCAAUCCCCGCAUUGGAACGAGGUCGCUUCAAUUGCAUCCUGCGUUUUCCCGGCUCGUUCAACCCCCCUCAUCUCGGCCAUCUCGAGCUACUCAAUCGCUGCUUCGAGGUGGGUAAAGCCUGCUUCAACGUCGUCGGGGCAUUCAUCGAACUGCGCCCGGAUCAUGAGGUCGCUCGGAAGCUGGCGCAUUACCGCCAGACGGGCGUCAUCGCAGAGGCGGACCGGGUACUAUUGUGGCGCGCACACCCUGAAUUCCCACCGUGGGCCUUCGUGGUCGGCUCGAACUCGUCCCCGGUAUGGUAUCGAGAUCUCGCGAAUGGUCUGUCCGCUGAUGGGUUUGCGUACCGGUGGCUGAGCAUCCGAGGACCGGACUGUUUGGAAUACGGAGAAGCGCGGGGUUUGAAGUUGUACCAUGACACGCUGGUGAGCAACGUCGCGAGGGAGUCGAACUUUGUUCUUCCAGUUGGAUUGCGAAAGAUCGCAGGAUAUGGCGAGUGGGAGGCGUUAACUUGGAAGGACACCAGUCUGGGGGAUCUCCCUCGGAUGGUGCGCGAACUCCAGGACAGUAUCGGCGAUAUCAGUCAUCUGCGGAGGGCCGUCAAGGUGUGUCAUCCGAUCAAGCAAGGCCGGGGUGUCAUAUAUUACGUGCGACCCGCGUAUAAGCUCGGCACGAUCAGUUCGACUAUGGUUCGUGAGGUGAUGAUAAAGCACGCCGGGGACGAGCUCAUUCGAGAAUUGAGGAAGAUCACCUUGAGUCCUAAGAUGCUGCUAUCAUUUCAUCACCUAUUCUCCUCGUUGCCCUCGAAGAGGGUGGCCGUAUUGCGGAAUGGCAAUAACCUCGCUACGGAAGAUGAAGAUAUCAACAUGGAGGAUGGGACACCGGACCUGGCCAGGCUGCAGAGAUUGGUGGAGGAAGCGCACCUACGCAACGAACAAAACCUUGCGAAGCAAGGGAAGGCAUCCAAAACAUCCGUCUGCCUUGGAUGGAGGAAGGAAAGGAGUACAUCGCAAUCAAAAACACUAGGCAAGACACGAACAAACGGGAUUUCGAAGAGCAAGCAGCAUCGAGCAAAGAUUCCCGAACCGAAGAGCGACUCCGAGCUACUGUCAGGGCUAUAAAUCAUACUAAACGGUUCCAGAGCCUGGUAAUCUGAGUCCUAUCGAGUAUCAAGCAUGCUAGAGUGUUAGCCUACAUGGCCAUGAUGGACAACGUUUCGUCAUUUGUGCUUCCUAGGGUGCUGAGAGGGAGGGACUGGAUGACGGAGGAAGAGGGAAAGGAAAUAGCAUGAUGUUCGACAGAAAGCAUACAAGCAGAAGAU